AUGAAAGUUAUUUUGAAGAAAACUCUAAUAAAGAAUAAUAAAUAAAAUAUGAAUUUUUUUAAAGAUAAAACCUUAGAUCCAGUGACUUGGAUUUAGAUAAACUCUGACAAUUUCAAUGAAAACAAAUAUGAAUAAACUGGAUUGCUUUGGGAUUACUAUUGGAACAGAUUUUUCUAAGUUAAAUUCUAUAUUUCGAGAACUAAAAAAAAGGUAUAUAAUAAUGGAAUAAACUUAAGAGUGUAUAUUUUAAAGUUUAUUCUAAUUCAGAGAUACAUAAAAAGACCUCCUUAUCCAUUGAAUAAUUUAGAAUAGANCUUUGUUUAGGGGAGUAACAUAAUGAAUAUGCAUAGUGACAGUGAAUGUUAAAUACACCUUGGCUAUCAUAACAUUAUAUAUUGAUAUAUUGUUAAGGUAAUAAUUGUUUGGAGAGAGAUGUUUUGGCUGAACGUCUUAAUGAAUUAUCCAUGCUAGACCACAUUUGGACCAAAUAGCACAAAUUUGAACACAUUUAACAAGUAUGUAUCAUUACAUGACAUACAACUAGGAUGACUUGAAACAUGGAAAUAUAAAGAUUCCUCAAGAACUUGAAUUAAGAUCGAAUGCAUCCCCACUAGUUGAGCAAAAGUGA
Paramecium octaurelia is the source of this 628-nucleotide messenger RNA. Lineage: Eukaryota; Ciliophora; Oligohymenophorea; Peniculida; Parameciidae. The record is from the annotation of a GenBank genome assembly.